GCAGUCGUCACCGGUGUGAGUACGGACUGUGGUCAUGACGUGCUCUCUGUCUGGGACUGAGACACAGCUGCUGAGCCAACACGUAAACCUCCCGCCGAGCCAAACACGACAUAUCCUUCCCGGUUAACAGACUUUUUUCUUUAAUCGGUUAUGAUGUGGUGGUGACCCUGGGGCAGCCAGGCCGUGAGAUGACUGCUGCUCGGCACAAAGGAAAGACGGAGCAGAGAGACUGAGAAAGAAGAAUGGGCAGGAGGGUCUGGGGUUGUUGGCAAGGUGUCCUCUCUACUGCGCUGCUCUACGGCUCUUUGGCUCUGUUUACCUCCAUCCUGCACAAUGUGUUCCUGCUCUACUAUGUGGAGACAUUUGUGUCCGUCUACAAGAUUGAUAAAAUCUCCUUCUGGGUGGGAGAGACCGUGUUCCUUAUCUGGAACAGCCUGAAUGACCCUCUCUUCGGCUGGCUGAGUGACCGCACCUUUCUCAGCUCUCCUCAAGCCGGCUCUCAGAUCACAAAUCCAGAGGUGGUGCUGAAGCGCCUGAAGGCCCUCUCCACAAAUGGCCCUCUCUUCGCUCUGUCCUUCCUGGCCUUCUGGGUGGCGUGGGCCAGGCCGGGCCUGCAGUUCCUGCUGUGCCUGUGUCUGUACGACGGCUUUCUCACUAUGGUGGACCUCCACCACAGCGCCCUGCUGGCGGACCUCGCUGUGUCUGCCACCGAUCGCACACGCCUCAACUUUCACUGCUCGGUGUUCAGUGCUCUGGGGUCUUUCUCCGUCUUUCUGUCCUAUUCCUUCUGGGAUAAAGAGGAUUUUUACUCCUUCCGUCUCUUUUGUGUGAUUUUGGCAGCUUUUUCCAUCAUGGGGUUUUUCUUAGUGUCUCAAAUGCUGCAGCGCCGUUUCAGAAAGGAGGUCCGUCCAAAACAAGACGAGGCAUCAGCGCUUAAAGAGUUGAGUGUUGGCCACGCUCCACUUACCCACCCAGAAAAACCUGUCACUAUUGGACAGUAUCUCAAGCAGCUCUCCCGACACAAGAACUUCAUGUGGUUUGUGUCAAUGAACCUGAUUCAGGUGUUUCACUGCCACUUCAACAGCAACUUCUUCCCUCUAUUCCUGGAACAUCUCUUAUCUGACAGCAUCUCUGCCUCUACAGGUUCAAUUUUACUUGGGAUCUCUUAUAUCGCCCCACACCUGAACAACUUGUAUUUCCUGACACUCUGCCAGCGUUAUGGGGUUUACCAGGUUAUCCGCUGGUUAUUUAUGCUCAAACUGGGACUUAGUGUGGCUAUGCUGCUAGCAGGGGCUGACCACAUUUAUCUGCUGUGCGUCUUCAUUGCUAGUAACCGUGUUUUUACCGAGGGGACCUGCAAGCUCCUGAAACUGGUGAUUUCUGAUCUGGUGGAUGAAGACUUUGUAGUAAACCGGCGUCAGCAGGCCGCCUCUGCGCUCCUCUUCGGGAUGGUUGCCUUGUUGACCAAACCCGGGCAGACAUUUGCCCCCCUCAUUGGCACGUGGCUGCUCUGCGUUUACACAGGUUAUGAUAUUUUUGAGAGAGAUUCUGUGAAGGACUCAGUUUCUGGGUCUCACGUUGCCUCCAGCUCAGGGAAUCCGCCUCUACGCCUGGGCUGCUUCUACCUGUUGGUGUUCGUGCCUAUCACCUGUGCCCUGCUGCAGCUGGUCACCUGGUCUCGCUUCACACUCCACGGCCGCAAGCUGCAAGGGAUCAAAGCCCUGAGGCAGGGGGCCCAACAAGGCCAUCUUAUUGAUGUCAAGGCCAUAUGAACUGUUGGGUGAAGCUGCACAUGGACACUUUAAAAUAAGUCCAUUUUUACAGUCUCUUUUGAUAAUGUCUUAGAAGACGAUGAUGAGCUGCUCCGCCCUUUUUCUGCAGCUCGGCCUUCUGUGCAAUAAACAGUUGCAGAUCGUGUGGCUUUGUGUACAGUGGAAAAUGCACAGUGGGCUCACUAAUCCAUGUGGAAAGAACAUGUUGAAAUAAUGAAAUUUGCCUUAUUUUUCUAUUAAAAAAUGAAACUAUAUUUAUAUUUGAACCGAUGACCAAAACAAAGAGUAAAACAGAUCAGUCUUUUGGACCAAGGGGAGAGCUUUUCAUGGUGUGGGCUCAAAGGUCGGGUGUCCUCUCUUAAAGUGUAGUUGUGGUGUCGAGUACAUCCUGAAUGUCCUUCCUGUAAACUGUCAGCACCAUCAGCCUGUGUGGAAAAACCAGGAGGGCACGUUUACAGCAGAGCGCCGCUUCUGAUUUCUAACUUUUAUUAACAAGAAGAUGAAGAAUUGAAAAUGUAACUGCAUUGUGUUUGAGAGUGCUGUGGAUACUGCAUGAAAACACGAGCUGGUUAUUUUACUGUGUGUCUUCAGUUCCACUCAGAAUGAAUGCCCUGCCACUUUGAUGUUGAGAACUGUACUUUGUAAUAUGUCAGUAUUGAUGAUGCUUUUGCACAAAACUGCCAUUUGUCUGUCGUCCUUCUAACGUUUUACUUUUGGUCGUGUAGUGAUGAAAACUGAAAUUAGGAAACGAUGCCAGUUGUUUUUUCAGAUGAUUACAAUGAAUGUGAGACCGUGCCACAAAUAAACCAGAGUUAACCAAACUCUUUAUUUCAA
Messenger RNA from Archocentrus centrarchus (flier cichlid), 2606 nucleotides. RefSeq names its product major facilitator superfamily domain containing 13A (gene slc68a1a). The record is from RefSeq and is a predicted model, not a curated record. The transcript is spliced from 9 exons. Lineage: Eukaryota; Metazoa; Chordata; Actinopteri; Cichliformes; Cichlidae. Bases 243 to 1772 code for a protein of 509 amino acids.